Molecule: messenger RNA, 3349 nt
Organism: Stylophora pistillata
Lineage: Eukaryota; Metazoa; Cnidaria; Anthozoa; Scleractinia; Pocilloporidae
Source: RefSeq, a predicted model, not a curated record
AGUUGUUGAAUUUUGCAACAUUUGGCUAACCAUAGUGCAAAACCUCUAUUAAUCCUAAAUCAUCGUGCGGCUAUAAAAAUGAUCUUUAAGAACUUGGUUGAGUUUCAUAGGAAUUUUGGUUUUGCCACCGGCAAUAAAAAUUAUCUGAUGCCCCCAUGCGGCGUUGAAAUAUUCUAACUUAUCUUCCCCCUCAUUGGCCAUGUUAUAUUGAUCAGUCAUGAUCAGUCGUGAAAAAAACAGGCGCUGAAGGAAGAGUGGAAAAAAAAAUGACACUUGAUUUCCCUUCCGCCUGAACACUUUUUCGCACUGACAGAAACCUCUCUAGAACCUGAAAACUAAGAGGGUUUCAAUGAGGUUAUCCGUUGGUCGUAAAACGGCCAAAAAUUUGGCCUUUAGGCGUAAAAAUUAACAAAUCUUAACCGUUGGUUAUAUAAAAAGGUUAACUGUAAUUUUUUCUAUUUUAAUAGCAACGGAAAGAAAUUAACUUUUAGCCGUAGAAUUGCCGAUAUUUUAAUCGUCACUUGUAAAAGCCAUUACCCUGUUGAGAACCUCAAAUAACAAUUAAUUGAUGGAAAGAUCUUUUAAGGUUGUAAAGCUGUCUGUCAACGUACGAGUGAAUUUUAUUUUCUUUCAUACAUUACUUCUUUUACAGUGACACAGCGAAAAAACCGCUGAUUGGUUGAGAAAAAUGACGUAAUAGUCUAGAACGUGGCAAAUCCGCCGACCAGCUCGGAGACACUAAGCCGUUUACUAGGAAACGUUUUCAGAAAUAAACCCAAACAUUAACUUAAACUAGUGAUGUUUUAGAGAGAUUUUUCGAUUGAAACUGAAAUCAAGUUACCUUCUUCUUUGAAUUACGCACUUUCGUUUCAAGUUAAUCUCAAGUCGAACGCAAAGAUAUGGCCGGAUUCCUUGAUAUGAGUUAACGAAACUUAGUGUUACAGAUUUAUCAAAGCUUGUGCAGUAUCAAGUAAAGGUAGUAACCCAAUUUGACGUCCGUGACAGAGGGGAUCAACCCUUCCUUCUUUCUUUCCUUCCAAAUGAUCAGUGGAAAUAAUUUAAGAGCCGUCGACUGACGGAGAUGCCACCACGUAACGCAGAUGACGCCAAAUAUUUCUUCAUAGUGAGCCAAUUCAGCCGCGGUAGACUGGUUAUUAAUAUUCGAAAAGGGAUAAAAAGCGGAAUUCUUGAGAUCGUGAAACCAGAUCACGGAAGAUCGAGUCAGCUGUGGAGAUGGGAUGACAGCUGCAGGCUGGUCAGCAAACUGGGCCUUGUGGCAGAUAUCAAAGGUGAGAGUAAGAAAGAAGAAGCCAUCUGUCAUGCCUGGAUAGCUCACGACGGCCUCAGCCAAAAGUGGCGAGUCGAAAAAGGAGCCAUUAAAAAUAAUCUGAGUCAUCUUGUCAUCGAUGGCUCUCCUCCCAGAGUUCAUGUUUUAAUGAAAAGCUUCGAUGAAUGCAAUGAACACCAAAAAUGGCAUUUUGUUCCAGAAGAUGCAUGGGACGAUUUCCAACUUUCACUGACGGAGCCAAAUCCCCUUAAAAAGGCUCUCUUCUGGAAAAAUAUGGCUGAAAGUUAUCUCGACGUCAUCAUGGGAUACAGCAUUAAGGAGUUUGAACUUAAAGUCAAUAAAGCUUAUAAAGUCAUAGAUGAAUGUACCAGCAGCCUAGAAGAGAUAGCAAAGGGUACUGGUAUCGCGAGAAAGGUCGGUGGAGGUGUGUCAGUCGCUGGAGGUGCAGUUGCAUUAGUUUGCCUUUCGCUAGCUCCAUUUACAGGUGGAGCUACUUUGCCCUUUGCUGCAGGAGGAGCUGUCGGUUUGUUUACAGGAACAGCUACAUCGCUUGCAACAAACCUGGUACACGGCCAACUGGACGAGAAGAUGAAAGGGAAAGUUAAUGAGGCCACAGCAUCUCUCUUUGGCGCCACUUACAACUUCCACUCGUUGCUGGGUGAGUACAGUAAAUACCUACGAGAAGCAGAUGAAUAUUUAGAACGGAUGAAGCAUUUAACGCGCGCAGAAUCCAAUGCGUCAGCUUGCACGACCAGCCAAGCCGAGGAAUUAAAGAGGCUCGUCGCGUUUACUCUCCCAGUCGAAGGCGAAACCCUUACAACAGCUGGAUCAACUCGUGCGGAGGAUCUUUCCAGAUCGUUGGCUGGUUUUGGAGUGCUGGCCGGCAUCUUGGACAUAUAUUCAGGGGUAAAGACGAUCGCCAGCAGCCGUGAAUUAGCGGAGGAAUUUCGCCAGUCUUCUGAAUGUCUGAAAAAAGAGACUGACAGACUGAUACGCCUUUACAAGAAGCUCCACCAAAACGAAGAGAGCACGAAUUAGUGCCUCCGUCAAAAUGAAGGUGGCAAGGAGUAAUGUUAUAGGAGAGAAUGUUCUCCUGUGUUGUAUAAUUACUGAAAGUUAGCUUAUAAUGAUAUAAUCGCUCGAGAACGUUCAUGUUUUAUCGUUAUAAUUCAGUUAACGAACCGAAAACAUCGUUCCCACCUAUCUGAUUUAUUGUUCGCUUGAGUUGUAUCUCCAAGAAGAAGUCAAGAUAAAUGACAAAAACACAGCAGAUUUUUUAUGUUUCUGUUGCAGACGUUGUAGCAGUUGAUAAUAGUUUUUCAGUUUUCCUAGUCAUAUGGAACGAUCAUUGAAUGAACGAAGAGGAAAAUGCAACUGUACCUCUUAACCGGCAGAGGGUCUCAAUGGGUUAACCUUAAGCCAACGACAAAAAAACUUUAGUCGUUAGCCAAAACAAUUUACAAAAAGUCAACCGCAACGGAAAGAAAUUUAAAGCCUUCAGCUGUAAAAUAACCAAAAUUUAAAUCCGUUAGCCAUAAAAGCCAUCGCCCCAUGGAGACCUUUUUAACAUCUCUUUUAACAUUACAUAAAUCAAUGGCUUACUCACUGGUAGCAACACCUAGCAGAAAUGUUUGAAAUGUUCUUCCUUCCGCUCAAUAACCAUCAGUGCUGAACAAUCGUCCGCAGUGACGAAGCAAAAGACUUGAUUGAUAAACAAGGAGUCAAUGGUAGUAAGUUCAAAAGAUAUUAUAUGGGCAAACUUAAGGUAAAAAAUGUAAACUUAAUGCUCGCAAAAAUUGUAUCUAUAUCGGCAGGAAAGAAUCUUCAAAUCACUUGUUACAAAUGAAUUGGGAUGCGGUUCGCUAAUUAAGACAAACAUCGAACAAUUUGGUAACUUUAAAUAAUAGAGUGCUUUAUACGAAGAAAAAUCUGAGAACUCCACUAAGUCCUUUGACUGUUUAGAUUUUGCCCAAGUCAUUUGUUUGUCAGUUCAGUCUAAUACGUAGAUGAAACUUCUCAAUAAAUUUCAAGAAAAUAUGAAUCAAACGCGUUCCUGAGUGA